Messenger RNA from Westerdykella ornata, 2439 nucleotides. Its product is annotated as cytochrome P450. Gene Ontology annotation, molecular function: monooxygenase activity; heme binding; iron ion binding. The coding region runs from base 406 to 2052 and encodes 548 amino acids. Lineage: Eukaryota; Fungi; Ascomycota; Dothideomycetes; Pleosporales; Sporormiaceae. The record is from RefSeq and is a predicted model, not a curated record. The transcript has 6 exons.
GCCCCGCCCCAGCCCUACAGUAUCUCCAAUUGACGUCGAACGACAUGAGAUUAUUGAUCCAAUGAGGCCUUUUGAUUGCAACUGAAGACGUGCCUCAAAACCUAUCAUGUAGCGCCUUGCGUCUGCUGGGGCCAACACUAACUGCACUCAGUCUUCGGCUGAUUCCCAGCCCUGUGUUAGCAACCUAGCCCCGUCAGCACGCAGCACCAACAAGCUUCAUGCCGUCCAGUAGGAGAUAUCAGCCAGACGCCUGCCCGCCAUGGAAAGCAUGGGCACGCGAGGCUGACGAAAAAGCUGGCGACUCUUAUUUAAUUCUCCAAACAUCCCCGUCCUGCAACCAAGUCCCACGACAUCAACUUAGGCAUUUGGGUCUCCGAGUCGAGGUGCAGGUGCAGGAACACCACCAUGGCGUUCCUGAUCAACAAUCUCUUCGGCACGGCUGUCGCCGUUGUCGUCACCUCUUACUUCCUCAAGAUUGUCUAUCGUACCAUUCAAAUGCGACGGAGAUUUAGCAAAUUGCCAGGACCACCCCACCAUCCUAUACUCGGCCACCUGAAAGUCAUGGGCGAGAUUGCUGCUGCUCUCCCCAAGAGAGUCCAUCCCCAUGUAUAUGCUCAUUAUCUGAGGGAGAAGUAUAACCUGCCUCCAGUAUUCUACCUGGACAUCUACCCUGUCUCGGCUCCACUGUUGGUCGUUUUGCACCCUGAAACGGCGCAUCAACUCAGUGAAGCCAAACUAAACAAGGAUCCAGCUCUAUUGGAUGUGGUAGAGCCGCUGGCAGGUCGAGAGAACAUUCUCUGCAGCGAUGGACUGCGGUGGAAGAAAUGGAGAGCAAUCUUCAACCCGGGCUUCUCAGUACAGCAACUCAUGAGUCAGGUACCGAUGAUCGUAGACUGCGCGGCAGCAUUCGUGCGGAUCCUCGAUAACCACGCAGCCCACAAUGACCUCUUCAGGAUGGAGGAAGAGGCCACGAAGAUCACGAUAGAUGUGAUUGGAAAGGCCAUCUGCGCCCACGACUUCAAGUGUCUUCACUCUGAUGACAAUGAGUUUGUAAAGACGAUGCGGAAAUCGCUUUCUUGGAUGCCAGAUACGCAAACUUUGAAUCCUUUUGACCGAUACAACCCCAUGCGCGCCAUCAUGCACAGAUACUACAAGAAAAAGAUGGACAACUACAUCGGCCGAAUGCUGGACGAGCGAUUCGCAGUGGGCGCCCCUGAUAGAAAGGUCAAGAAGAAAACGGCCAUCGAUCUCGCCAUAGUCGAAUACUUCAAGGAAAACGGACAAGACGUCGACUCCCGCACCGCCACAAUGGACGCCGAAUUCCGCCAAAACGCCAUCAACAACCUCGAAGUCCUCCUCUUCGCCGGCCACGACACCACCGCCUCCACCCUCUGCUACUGCUACGCCCUCCUCAAGAAGCACCCCAACGUUCUCGCCAAAGUGUGCCAGGAACUCGACUCCGUUUUCGGCACCGAGGUCUCCGUCGCCGAGCAGUUGAGGCAGAACCCGUACCUGAUCAACGACUGCCACUACCUGCUCGCCGUCAUCAAAGAAGUGCUGCGACUCUGGUCCCCCGCCUCGGGGGUAAAACAAGGACGCAAGGAUUACUUCAUCAAGGACCCCGUCACAGGAGACAUGCUGCCCACCGAGGACUGCGUCAUCUGGAUCAACGUCAUCACCGUGCACCGCGACCCCCGCAAUUGGGAAGACCCAGACGCCUUCAUCCCCGAGCGCUUCCUCUCCGAGAACGCCGACAAGUUCAACCCCGACGCGUACCGCCCCUUUGAGCGCGGCCCGCGCAACUGCAUCGGCCAGGAAUUGGCCUACAUUGAGCUGAAGGUGGUGCUGGCCAUGACGGUGCGCGAAUUCGACGUUUCGACGGCGUUUGAUGAGUUGGAGAGUCUGAGCAAUGAUGGAUCGAUUUGGAAUUCGGUCAAGGGGAGGUUGGACGGCCCGCAGGAGUGCUUUGGGGACGAGAUGUAUCAGAUUUUGUUGGCGGCGGCGAAGCCGAGAGAAGGGAUGCCGGCGAGGGUUACAAAGAGGAAGAGGUAGGGGGAAGAGGUAGGACGUAUAGCAGGUUGGCCUGCGUAGGGUAGCGAACGUAUUUUCACCACUUCGAUGUGAGCACGUCAUGGUAAACUUGAUCACUGAACCUUACCAAGUCCAGGUAGAUGAACGUGAUUGGGAUGGGAGGGAAUUGGGACAGCCAGUAUAACCCUUCAUGCGCUGCAGUGCUUCGCUUGCAUGUCAGCACAUGCCUAGCAUGCGUUAUCGCAGAGAGGAUGUCUUCGAGACCGAAUACUCUCUCACUGUACACUCGAUUUCUCAUCACUACCUUGAUGGCUCCAUAUUGUCGGAACGGUUGGACAGGUUUCAAGGUACUACUUUCGUACUCAUUCACGAGAUAGCUUGUACAAUAAUAAGAAUACUAUACCGAGC